Molecule: messenger RNA, 4000 nt
Organism: Gopherus flavomarginatus (Mexican gopher tortoise)
Lineage: Eukaryota; Metazoa; Chordata; Testudines; Testudinidae
Gene: SLC67A1
Product: solute carrier family 22 member 18
Exons: 13
Coding region: 146-1399 (417 amino acids)
Biological process (GO): transmembrane transport
Molecular function (GO): transmembrane transporter activity
Source: RefSeq, a predicted model, not a curated record
CUCCGGUCCCUUGGGUGUAAUACCUCGAUCUCCGCUCCCCAUUGGCCGAAGGAGAAACUGUGGCCGGGCGCCAAAAGUGGCAAGAUCCCUGCCAUUGGAAAUUCAGCACCUGAAGAACCCAUUCUUUCAUGCGUACGUGAGUUGAAUGUUUAGCACCAAUCUUCCACAAAACCGUCAGCCUGUUACAUUUCAGCCUGGGCAGUGUGUUAUAAGCCAUUCCCCGGCCAACAUGAAUGAAGGGGCCAGCUCUGGAGGAGAGAAACAAGAGCUGAAAUUCAAGAGAGCGAUCUUGCAGGACCAGAACAAGCCUGAAAAUAUGAUCCAAAGGCAACAAGUGAUCCGGCUCACCUAUUUGAUUACAGCCAUGGACCUGACCUGCUUGUUCAUGCAGAUUGGAAUCAUUCCAUACUUGGCGAAGAGCCUGGGAUUGGAUUCAGUUGGAUUUGGCUACCUCCAGACAACUUUUGGCGUUCUACAACUUCUGGGAGGUCCUAUUUUUGGAAGGUUUGCUGACCGGUGUGGCACCCGAGCUGCGUUAACUCUUUCAUAUCUCUCUGGAUCUGCCUUCUUUCUGCUACUGUCCAUCUCCACCAGCAUCCCACUUCUCUUCCUGUCCAGAAUUCCAUCCGUGUUUAUGCAUGGGCUACCAGGUGCUCAGAUGGUCAUUACAGAUCUGACUACUCCUGCUGAGCGUGCAGAUGCAUUAGGGAAGCUUGGACUAUGCUUUGGAAUAGGAGUAAUCAUUGGAUCAUCCCUGGGUGGGACACUCAGCACAAAAUUUGGCGUGUACUUUCCGUCGUAUCUUGCGGUAGUGGCAAGUCUCAUAAGUGCAAUGAUAGUAAUGACGUGUAUCCCUGCUCACACCAAACCAAAGUCAGAAGGACAAGCUACACAGCAGCGCACAUCACAGUCCAGUGUGUUUAGUCUCAAAGAAAUCUUACGCCUGCUGAAGCUUCCGGGAGUAAAGGAAGUGUUCUUAAUCAAGGUCCUUUCCGGACUCCCUACAGGUUUGUUCUUGAUUAUGUUUUCCAUCAUAUCUAUGAAUUUCUUUGGGCUGGAGGCAGCACAGACUGGAUAUCUGAUGUCAUAUUUCGGUGUCCUUCAAAUGGUUGUCCAGGGUCUGGUAAUUGGAAGACUAACUAGUCGCUUUACAGAGAGGACCCUGAUCAUGUUGAGUGUCUUAGCCUUCAGUGGAGUGGGCCUUGCUAUGGCGCUGAUGACCAACGUGUUCCAUUAUUGCAUCAUUGCCCUCCCCAUGGUAUUUGCACUCUGCACUAUGGGCAUCAUUACGGACAGCAUUCUCACAAAGUCCGUCCCUCCUUCUGACACUGAUCUUCUCCUUCACAACUUAUCUGAAAGACUGCUAGCAGUCACCGUGAGGAGCCAAAUGAUCUGUUAACACCCUUUUGCACAAUUCUGUCAAUGACAAGACGCUAUAAACUUUCUGCAUCUGGCCAGGUAAGAUUUCCUUUUUGUCAGGGAAUCCCUAAGGUGGGGAAGUGGGGACAUGGCCGGUGUCACUAUGCUCCUGGCACAUCUUCCUUGAGCUGCAGGCAGCCAAGCAUAAAUUAAAAGACAGUUCAAUAUCAGCUCAUACCAGGGAUCAGAGUGUCAAUGCCCUAAGAAUCAGGGAACUGUGAAGGAGACACAGCCAUCUUUACCAUCCCCUGGCCUAGUGGCAUGCAAAGCACAGCUUGGACUAAACAACCAAGGAAUUGAGCCCAACGUAUACUAAAAUGAGAAACUGCUUGCUGUUCAGGUCCUUGUUGCCAGAAUGUCACCUGACUUGGUUCUCACUGCACCUCAACUGAGAGACUAUAUCUAGACGAAGUUUAGUCAUGACUACAGGUGCCACUGAAUGAGCUGCAGCAUAAAAAAGUUCUGUCCUAACUGAAACAAACCCUUAAUUAAAGAAGGCUGCUUGGCACACUCAGCCAACAGUUCAGUGACCAAAAACAUCUUGUUCCACAGAUGAUGUCUCAGAACAAUUUGAUAAUUAGCUAUUACAUGGAUGGGGUCAAUGAAUAAAUGCUUCCUUGCUCUACUGAUCCCAGUAACUAAACAUGGGAUCCAUAACUAAACGUGGGAUCCAUGAAUGUACUUAGGCAUCUAAACCCCAGACUUCGGCUAUGUCUACACUACCCUGGUAAGUUGACCAAGUUACACUACUCCAGCUAUGUGAAUAACGUAGCUGGAGUCGAUGUAGCUUAAGUUGACUUACUGUGCUGUCUACACUGCACUGGGUUGAUUGAAGAUGCUCUCCCAUCAACUUACCAUACAUUCUCUUCGUUGCCGGUGGAGUACUGGAGUCAACUGGAGAGUGCUCUGCCAUCGAUUUAGCGGGUCUUCACUAGAUCCACUAAAUCAACACCCAGUGCACCGAUCACAGCAGCACUGAUCCCUAGGUAGUGUAGACAUAGCCUUAGACAUCUAAUCUCCCACCAAGUUCCAGUUUUGGCUCCACUGCGAUCCACAAAACAGCCAUCAAAUCCUGUAGGCACCUAAGCUGAUUCAGUGCCUACAUUUUUCAGAGUCAAAAGUUCCCUACUGCAUAUAUUCCUGCCUGUGAGCAUGCACACUGCUGUCUUCCUUUAGGUAUCCAGACACCCAUCUCCUGCCUAAGUCCCAGAAUGAUUCACAAACAGGGGAAGACAGGUGUUCAGCUGCUUAAGUCAUGUGUAGGACCUGAUCCAGUAGGCAAGCUCAGCUGUCACCUACCAAACUGGGCCCCAUACAAAAUCCAGCUGCAGGAUAACCUUAUAACUCUUAGUCCAGCAGAUAAGAGCACUCAUCUGGGAUGUGAGAGCCCCACUUCAAUUCCCCACUUUCUACCAGAGUGGGAGAAAGGAUCUGAACAGAGGGGUCUCCCACCUCUCAUGAGAGUUCUCUAGCCAUUGAACUAGGAGAUAUUCUGAUAUGAAAGCUCCCUGUUGCACUCUGAAUAAAUAAUGAAAGUAGUUGGAACCAGGGGCUUGGACCCAGCAUCUUCCACCUCCCAUGUAUAUGCCAGUGGUUAGGGCAGCAAAUGUCCCUCCUACUUUCUCUUAUUUUCACCAGGGAACCCUUAAUCAACUGUUUCCAAAUACAAUGUUUGCUUGCAAUAUUCUGAACAUUUGAGGCACGCUGGCAGGGUGCCUUGGUUUCAGCAUGCUUGUCAACAUACCUCAAUAUUCCAGGGACCAUCUCUUAAGAAGACUCAGAGGAUAGCUCAUAUACAUGACUAGGUUUGGCCGGAUUGACAUUUACCAAUGAAAGCGUAAUUUUGCUGCACACACAAACCGAGAAAAAAAUUUGCCACUGAUAAAUUUACAGAUAGCCAAAGUAAGAAAAUGCUGCUAGAGAACUCAGUUGGAUUUAGGAUUUUUAAUUUGUGUAUUUUGACAAUGAUGAUAAUUUUUGCGUUGAUGGUUAUAAAGACUUAACGUUUUGAACCUUAGCAUCUACUGUCGAUAACUUAUUGUCUGGCCCCCUACACUGUCUGAUCCCCCCCAUAAUUUAAAUUUUCGGUUGCUGGAAAUUAAUAAGAAUCAGGAAAAGAUGUUUAAAAAUAAAUACUAAUAUCCAUUUUUUUUUAAUACAUAAAAAUCAAAUUCUGCCAGGCCUACAAGUGACUAUCGAAAUUUUUUUUGCUGAACUUCAAGAAUGCUAAUUUAAUGCCAAUCGUGAUGGUAGGGUUUUGAGGCAGGCAAAUGCCCAAUAACGACUAGACUGAGACCAGCCAUUAACUUUGGACCAAAACAACUUUUAACCACUACCUGCCUGGACUGAAUUUGAAAGACUUGUAUCCUCACUACUAAUCCCUUGAACUGGAGAGGCAGUUUUAAAUGCAUAUUAUAUUCCAUCUGCACAGAAUAAAACUGUUAGAGUUCACCAUCUAUACUACCAGCUUCAUGCUGUCAUUCACAAGACUUUUUCCUACUAUCAACCAUUACCAAGAUAAAGAAAAGAGUCCUGGAGAAUACAGACUAGAGGUUCCAAAAAAUAUUUUUAAAAACACAGA